This is a messenger RNA of Pseudopodoces humilis (Tibetan ground-tit), 168 nucleotides long. The record is from the annotation of a RefSeq genome assembly. NCBI's taxonomy places the organism in Eukaryota, Metazoa, Chordata, Aves, Passeriformes, Paridae.
AUGCCUCAACUAAACCCAAACCCUUGAUUUUUUAUCAUGCUCACUUCAUGACUGACUUUUUCCCUAAUCAUUCAACCCAAGCUACUGACAUUCAUCACCAUAAACCCACCAUCCAGCAAGGCACCCACAACACCCAAAACCACCCCCUGAACCUGACCAUGAACCUAA